CCUGACGGAGGAAAGGUCAAGUCUUUCCAAACCAAGUAAACGCGCAUCUCUCGCCGAACUUUCUUCGUCUGCGACAGCCUAUUUUUCACGCAAAGAACAGUUUGGUUCAAGGAACAAUGAAUACAGUUAGGUCCUUUUGGCUGGGCUGGGGCUCGCUGUGUGUUGCCGGCGGCGGGGCAUACUACCUCGCGAAAAAGAGCAUCAAUGCCGACCGCCAAUCUCGACUAGAAGAACAGCGAAAGAAGAAGGCUAUGAUUGAUUCCCUCGAGUACUCGGAAAAUGUCCCAAACCGCCCCCUUUCGUCGGCAACUAUGGGCGGGUCGAAUGGUGGGGUGACAAACGGUGGUCCAGCGAGGACAGACACGGCGGGGUCACCGAGCCAGGAAUCGAGCAGUGACCCAGCCCCGACGAGGCACGCCCCAGCCACCGAGGGUCAGAGGGUGGCAGAGAAGAGCAAGUACGAGGCAAGCGUUCCGUUCAGCAGCCGAAAAGGGGACCGGUUCUCUUGAGUACUUUGCUUGGGGACAGAUGGCGCACCAGCUGCUGCAGCGGCGCAAUAGCCCGGCCUGCUCAUCCGGCUACGUUAUGAGGAACAAGAGCGACACUCUCAAUUUCGAGACCCAGUCGCAGACGUCGGCCGCACCAGGCACCUUCGCCUUUCGUUAAUGAUAUGCUCGUUGCGCCAUAACCUGUACCACCAACACGCAAAGGAUUUCUUGCGAUGCUCGGGCCUUUUACGGUUUGUUAGAUUGGAUGGGGAUACACAACAUAGUUAUAGGAUAGAGAAUUGAACACGACAGGAGGGUCGCACUGCCAUUAA
Messenger RNA from Chaetomium fimeti, 820 nucleotides. RefSeq lists its product as uncharacterized. NCBI's taxonomy places the organism in Eukaryota, Fungi, Ascomycota, Sordariomycetes, Sordariales, Chaetomiaceae. The transcript is spliced from 4 exons. Bases 117 to 509 code for a protein of 130 amino acids. The record is from RefSeq and is a predicted model, not a curated record.